CACCUUGAUGACAUCAAUAAUAAUGGUAUUUAUUGUCUGCAAAUGUGAAAUAGAUGAUCUCAGGGUUACAGAUGUGAAUGUGACGACGGUAGAAAUGGAUUCUAAAUUCAAUGUAGACCUGCAAUCUCGAGAAACUAUAUAUUUUGUCAAAAAAGAACCAAGUGAAUACAUCACGAAGCAAUACCAACUUUCGUUAGAAGACCUUUCAUUGGAUGAUUGA
This is a messenger RNA of Acaulospora morrowiae, 220 nucleotides long. The record is from the annotation of a GenBank genome assembly. NCBI's taxonomy places the organism in Eukaryota, Fungi, Glomeromycota, Glomeromycetes, Diversisporales, Acaulosporaceae.